CCAGGUUUUAUUUUGACAGCCGGCUGCCGGGUGGCGGGUAUAUUGCAUUGAGAACUGAGAAGUGGAAUACGUGACCAAUUUGCUCCAUUUAAAUAAACACCAAUUUACAAGUCUAUUAGGUGGGGCAGGAGGGCAUUCUCAAGCAAGCGCUAAAACCUGUGACCAGCAUUCAUCAUGGUGAAGAAAGUUGUGAUAUUCGGCGCCACGGGGAUGACGGGGCUCUGUGCUGUGGAAGCUGCUGUAAAGAAGGGUUUAGAAGUACGCGCAUUCGUCCGCACACUCUCCAAACUCCCUGCAAAUCUCAAGGACAAAGUUGAAAUCUUCCAAGGCAAUGUCCUUGAGCCUGACUCCGUCCAUGAUGCUGUUGAAGACAUGGAUGCAGUAGUCAUAGCCCUCGGGACCAACAACCAGUUAGAACCUACCUCAGACCUGUCAGAGGGAACAAAGAACAUCAUUGAAGCAAUGAGGGCGAAGGGUGUUAAGAUCCUGUCAGUCUGCCUGUCUGCAUUCUUGUUCUAUGAGCCGGACAAGGUGCCCCCGAGGUUCGUGGACUUGAACGAGGACCACAAGAGGAUGUACCAGGCAGUUAAGGACAGCGGUUUGGACUACGUUGCUGUGUUCCCUCCACAUAUUGCUGAUGAGCCAAGCAGAGAAAUCAUCGUAGAAGUGAACCCUGAGAAGUCUCCCGGCAGAGCCAUCUCCAAAUACGACCUGGGCGCAUUCCUGGUCAACUCACUCAGCGAACCCAAGUACUACAAGUCUGUUAUCGGCAUCACUAAUGCGCCCAAAGCUUAGGAUGUCUAGAUGCCAAUGUGUUUGAAAAACUAUAGUAUGUCUGAUUAGAUUGUAAAGUCAUUUAUUUUUGUUUACUUUUGAAGCCUUGAUAUUUUAAAUUGUAUUUGGCAGCUAGUCAAGUUACAGGCUAAAAUUGUAUAGAUCAUUAUUUAGUUGAACGAUUCAAAUUCUAAAGAAAUCCUUCUGCAGUAUAGUUGUCAGCUCAAAAAAGUAUCUAAGAUAAUGUAAGGUCCAUUUUUCUGUGUUUCAAAGUCAGCAACACUAUGACGUGGCAAUGGAUCCUGUCGCAAAGACAUAAGGUUCAAUUUUAGUCAGUUAAAAUUGCUGUUUGCAAUCUAACGAACUACGGACCUCGUAUAUUAUAAAAAGGCUUAUUAUUACAAAACAAUUCCAUAGUUUUAUGUAUAAGGAAAUGAGCUAUGUUAUGUAAAAAUAAGGUUUAAAUUUUAUACAGUUUAGUCUUAGAUGUAUAAUACUUUUAAUGUUUCAAAUAAAUAUUAUUUCUGUUUA
This is a messenger RNA of Leguminivora glycinivorella, 1305 nucleotides long. Its product is annotated as flavin reductase (NADPH). Lineage: Eukaryota; Metazoa; Arthropoda; Insecta; Lepidoptera; Tortricidae. The coding region runs from base 175 to 795 and encodes 206 amino acids. The record is from RefSeq and is a predicted model, not a curated record. The transcript has 4 exons.